Molecule: messenger RNA, 1184 nt
Organism: Coffea arabica (coffee)
Lineage: Eukaryota; Viridiplantae; Streptophyta; Magnoliopsida; Gentianales; Rubiaceae
Product: protein BUNDLE SHEATH DEFECTIVE 2, chloroplastic
Cellular component (GO): protein folding chaperone complex; chloroplast stroma
Molecular function (GO): protein folding chaperone
Source: RefSeq, a predicted model, not a curated record
UCAAUAGCUCGAACAUUAUAUAUAAAUUGAUAGGAUUUGUAUUAUGUAUUCGAGUCUUUCUCUUGUAAACAUUCUAUUCAGAAAGCAAAAAGAUAAUAGGAGAAAAAAUAUGUGAACAUAAAUAGUCUCGUACCCCCAUUGUCACAGGAUGAAGAAAAUUUAAUUUUGUCUGUUUAAUUCACAGGGCUAGAAUUGAUUUUUCCUUUACCUUUUUGUUUUGUUCGUGACUUAGAAAAGGAUAAAAAGAAGCGGAAUUUCUGACUCAUUUUUUAUCAAAAAAUAUCUAGUCCUGAUGGCUGAUCCUUCCCUGCGCUACUGACAUUUUAACUCCACAUGGGGAUGAGGUAUGAAUAUAAUCAAAAUAUCUGGAGUCCUGAAUUUCCCUAUUGCCAUUGGAGGUUCAUAACCACUGGGGAAGAAAUAUCAAUCAGCCUCUCUUCCUCUUUCACCACGUCAAUGGCUGCAACCCCCUGUUCUCCUCAACCAAUUAGCUGCUUUACCUCCACACAGAAGCAAAGUUCUCGUACCAACAAUUUAUGCAGUCAGAAGAUUCUCACAGGAGGCAAAUUCUGCUUUCUGAAGGUUAAGGCUUCAGCCUCAAAGCGUUCAAGUGAUGAACCACGAAGAAAACCAAAUAGUCUAUUAUGUGCAGACUGUAAUGGAAAUGGUGCAGUUCCCUGCUCCCAGUGCAAGGGUAAUGGGGUGAACUCUGCUGAUUAUUUCAACGGGAAGUUUAAAGCUGGUGAUUCUUGUUGGCUUUGCGGGUAACGAGGGAAAGAAGAAUAUGCUAUGUGGAAAUUGCAAUGGAGCUGGCUUCAUUGGAGGCUUCAUGACCUCGUCUGACACUUGAAAUUGGAAGCUUACAUCCAAUAUACAAGGGCACAAUGCAAAAUAUGCUCACAGUUGCAAUAUAUGCUGUCCUUGUCUGCUUGAACAUGUUCUAGAAUGCAAAGGAGAAGAUUAAAGGGAUAAAUUCAGGUCAUGUAAUUAUUUAGUGCAGGGAUAGGUGGCUGGCUACUUUUCUUUAUCAAUUAUCACAGAGUCAUGUAUGCCUGUGUUAUGUUUUCAAGAAGAAGAAGAAUUGAAGAACGUUCCGAAAGGGACCCUCGUACAAAUGGUGAUAAUUCUCUUGUUCUGUCAAGAGUUUGAGAAAGUAUAUCUACGUAGUGUUAAGAUUCUAAUUC